UUUUAAAAUAUGUUUAUUUUUUUUCAGUGAAUUACGAAAUUUGAUUUAUAACAUUUCUUGCAUUCAAAACCCACAUUACAAGUUUAAAUAUGGCAGAUGUACCAGUAAUGGCAAAGUUCUUAACAAAUAAAAGCAUUGAAAAGGCAAAAAUUGAACUGGGCGAAUCCAAAGGCAUAAAAGAAGACGCCCUACAAAAGUUGCGUGAAAGAAUUUCCGCCACAAAUGACGACACAAAACGUGGCUUACUAUUACGUAAACACAGCGAAGCAGACGACAGUUUUCUGUUACGUUUUCUUCGAACACGAAAAUUCGAUCCAGAAAAAGCGUACGAGCUUUUGCAAGCAUACGACCACUACCACAAGAAAUACCCAGACGUGGUAAGCCCUAUUAGAAAAGAUGAAGUGAGACAGCGAAUGGAAAUGGCCCAACCUGGCGUACUACCAUAUCGUGACCAUGAGGGCAGAGUCGUUUUCUUAUUCAAGAUAAAAGAUUGGAAACCAGAGACUUACCCGUUUUGGAAGGUUGUCCAGACUUAUAUAUAUUUGAUCGAACAUUUAUUAAAAAGCGAGGAGACGCAAAUUAACGGUAUUGUAAUCAUUGAAAAUUUCGAAGAUUAUUCUUUCCGGCAGAUGGCGGCAGUGGGUAUUUCAGACUAUAAGAAAAUGAUUGGAAUGUUACAGGGCGCUUUCCCGUUGCGUUUUAAAGGAGUUCAUUUUCUUGGACAGCCAGAGUUUUUCGUUAAAGUUUACGCUCUGAUAAAGAAAUGCAUUAACAGCAAGCUGCUUCAACGCGUACAUUUGCACGGUCGUACUUUAGACGCUUUUCAUAAAGAAUUCCCAGCCGAUAUUAUACCUUCUGAUUUCGGUGGUACAGCGCCACCAUACGAUGGCCACGCAGCGGCCAAUUUGAUCCUAGGUGACGCUAACGAGUAAGUCACCAAAUCCGAGCCACCUGAAAAAGUUUACUAUGUUAGGCUUCUGUGACCUUACGUGAACUUGUCGCUGACGUCACAAUUUAUGACGUCAUCAAGUUGUGGCGUCAGGGGAAAAACGUUGGAGUGACACCUGACGUUACACCUAUGCAAUCUUAAAAAUGACGUCAUUAGAUUGCGACGUCAUCAAAAUGUAACGUCAUAAUAACGUCAGCGUCUAAACGUUUGGGAAAACGUAAACGACGUUGCGCUACGUUACGCACAGCUACGUUAUACUGUACGUGGCGUAUAAUGAAUAAACAAGAAAUAUUGAAACUUAGCUAUUUCUUUGUUUUUUUUUAAUGUUUUAUUUUAGUUUGUAUUUAUUUCUGUUCCGUAUAAUAUGCUACAUGAUCGCCAGUGUUGUAAAUACAUUUUUGUAAACGCAUUUAAGUAUAUAAUAAUAAAAAAGCAACAUAAAACAUGAA
This is a messenger RNA of Ciona intestinalis (vase tunicate), 1398 nucleotides long. NCBI's taxonomy places the organism in Eukaryota, Metazoa, Chordata, Ascidiacea, Phlebobranchia, Cionidae. The record is from RefSeq and is a predicted model, not a curated record.